Pezoporus occidentalis (night parrot) is the source of this 2558-nucleotide messenger RNA. It is a transcript of the gene KBTBD12, whose product is annotated as kelch repeat and BTB domain containing 12. Bases 290 to 2149 code for a protein of 619 amino acids. The transcript has 6 exons. The record is from RefSeq and is a predicted model, not a curated record. NCBI's taxonomy places the organism in Eukaryota, Metazoa, Chordata, Aves, Psittaciformes, Psittacidae. Gene Ontology annotation, molecular function: protein binding.
AUUGGAUAGGGUCAACUAGCAACAGCAUCUCCUCUGGUUCAGUGUGUCCUUAUGUAGCCCUGUACAUGAUAUUAAAGCAGCUCUUCAUCCCAGCCAGGAGCCCAGCACUGGCUAUUUAUAGCCCUGGCACCUUGUUGCUUACCAGCAGCUCUGUGCUGCUGUGUGAGGUCCCUGUUUCUCUCUCCCACACAGUCUGACAGGUACCUGCUGCUCCUGGCGUCAGAAAGGAAUAUUCCUGAUGAAGACCUUCAGUUCUGAGGUUUAAAACCAGGAAGUUUGGAGAUCAACCAUGGAUCAUAAGGCCGAGGAGAAAAGAAAGCAGCGCCACAGCUUGACUUUACUGGAACAAGUAAAGAGAAUGAAAGAAUCAGCAGAGAUUAUUGAUGUUGUCCUAGUUGCAGAAGGUGAGAAAUUCCCCUGCCAUAAGGUGGUGCUGGCUGCCUUCAGUCCCUAUUUCAAAGCCAUGUUUACCUGUGGCUUGGUUGAAUGCACCCAAAGGGAAGUGGUCCUCUAUGACAUCUCUGCAGAGAGCGUGGCCGUACUCCUCACCUACAUGUACAGCGCGGAGCUGCACCUCACCAACCACAACGUGCAGACUGUUGCCCUCGCUGCCUAUUUCAUGCAGAUGGAAGAGGUUUUCAGUCCGUGUCAGAAGUACAUGAUGGACCACAUGGAUGCCUCCAACUGUGUAGGCAUCUACUACUUUGCAAGCCACAUUGGGGCAGAAGAUUUAUCCGAUCAGGCGAGGAAAUAUUUGUACCAGCAUUUUGCUGAGGUGAGCCUACAGGAAGAAAUAUUGGAGAUUGAAUUCCAGCAGCUGUUGACUCUCAUUAAAUCAGAUGAUCUGAAUAUUUCCAGGGAGGAGAACAUUCUGGACCUUGUCAUUCGAUGGGUCAAACACAGCAGAAAAUCACGUGAAGAGCACCUCAUUGAGCUCCUGAAGCAAGUGCGACUGGUACUUGUCAGCCCUUCCUUUCUGCUGGAAGCCCGGAAAAGGAACACAAUGAUCCUGUGCAAUUCAGAAUGCAAUGACAUGUUUGAGGAAGCACUGAAAGCCAUCAAACUCUCCAGCCACCCUUCCCUCAGCCUGCGCUAUGGCAUGGAGACUACUGACCUCUUACUCUGCAUCGGCAACAAUUCUCUCGGCAUUAGGUCAAGGCAUGGUAGUUACGCAGAUGCCAGUUUUUGCUACGCUCCUGCGACACAAAAGACUUACUUCAUUUCCUCUCCGAAGUACGGGGAGGGUUUAGGAUAUGUUUGCACUGGUGUCGUGACUGAGAAAAAUGAUAUUAUUGUGGCAGGUGAGGCAAGCGCUGCCAAAAUGUCCAGACAAAAGACCAGGAACAUUGAAAUUUAUAGAUACCACCAAAGAGGAAACCAGUUUUGGCACAGCCUGUGCACUACUGAGCAACGUGAACUCUACGCGUUGGGCACUAUCCAUAAUGAUCUCUAUGUAAUAGGAGGGCAAAUGAAAGUGAAAAAUCAGUAUCUGGUCACAAACAGUGUGGAGAAGUAUUCCAUGGAGCAAGGCACCUGGAGAACCACGGCACCUCUUCCUGUACCAUUAGCCUGCCACAUGGUGGUGGCAGUGAAGAAUAAGCUCUAUGUCCUGGGUGGAUGGACACCACAGAUGGAUCUGCCUGACGAUGAGCCGGAUCGAUUAAGUAACAGAACGUUUCGGUACGACCCAGGCCAAGACAAAUGGACAGAAAGAGCACCGAUGAAGUACUCCAAAUACCGCUUCAGCGCAGCCGUAGUCACCAGCGAGAUUUAUGUCUUGGGAGGAAUCGGAUGCCUCGGUCGCGACAGAGGACAGACGCGGAAAUGCCUUGAUGCAGUGGAGAUUUAUAACCCUGAUGGAGACUUCUGGAGGGAUGGACCUCCAAUGCCGUAUCCCCUCCUCUCCUUACGGACAAACUCCACCAGUGCUGGCGCCGUGGAAGGGAAGCUCUACCUCUGUGGAGGAUUUCAUGGAGCAGCUCGUCAUGAAGUUAUCACCAAAGAGAUCCUCGAGCUGGAUCCCUGGGAGAACCAGUGGAAUGUGGUGGCCGUCAAUGCCCUCAUGCACGACAGCUAUGACGUUUGCCUGGUGGCGCGGCUGAACCCACGGGAUCUUAUUCCUCCUCCCCCAGAUUUACUGGACCAGUAAAGCUCAGUGACCCCAGGUUCUGCAGACACUGAAGGAUUUGGAGAGGCAAGCACUGCGUUGGCUGUGGGUGACAGCCAAGUCCCUCGGAGAGGAACUGGUGACACACUUACGGACCCAGUUGCCUUUGAGCUGAUGAUGCCCAAUUUGCUAGUUCUGGUACUCUGGACAAGUUGUAACAAGCAUGAACUUGAGUGGUACGAAUCAGUGACCGGUUCCUAAGGUCUUAACCACUCAGGUUGCUAAACACCGUUGUGGGCGUAAGAUCAAGGGGCAAACUCUGCUUUUAAAUGUCUUUAAGCAUAAUCAGUAGAAAGCUCUUCCAAUUGACUGUCCAAUAUUGGAAACUCUGUUGAACUCUUCUUGUUACCGCAAGGGGAAGAGAAUCUUGUUCUAUUUUCUCUAUGGAGCU